AUGGAGAAUAAUCAUGGAAUUAUGGCAGAUAGUUACAAAAUCAGAAGGACCUUUUUUGAUUCAUCUAUUAAGAUAUUAUGCAAUAGUAUAAAAAUAUCAGAACUAGAUGAUAAAAUGACUUCCGGGAAUGCAAUGAUUAAAUUAUGCGAAUUGACUGAAUCUGGUGAGUGUUCUAAAUUACAGAAAGCAUUAGAUAUACUAAUGAAAUAUGGUGACAAUCUAAUUAUAACAGAUAUGAAUGGAACAAAACAUUCAAAUGCAGAUAAUUUAGGAAUAACUAAUGAUGACAUUAAAUUAUUACACCUACUUACAAGAACAUAUGUGUGGAAUAACACAAAUUUUAGUGAGUUUUUUAAAAAUUCAAUUUAUGGUUCAAUUUAUAUUAAAACCAAAAAUAAUGAAAAAUCUUUAUUUUAUUCUAUAUGUAAUUUAUAUGGUGCAGUAUUUGAUAUGCAUACAACUAUAAGUAUAGAAGAUACUGAAUCAUAUAAAACAUAUAAUAUAAAUAAAAUUAAAAAGCAUUUAAACCAACUACAAAACAAAAAGAUAAUAGAUGUUCAUAAUAAUAUUCUAGAAUCUGAUAUAUUUAAUAAUAUAAUCAAAAAUGGACUUACCAUUGAUAAGUUUAAGAAUGGCGUAAUUCAAAAGUAUUUAGAAGCAGCAGAGUAUAAUAUUUCAAUUAUUAAUGGGACAGCUGUUCCAUUUAAGCAUAAAUUUAAAAGGGUAUUAAGUAUUAUUCUAAUAAUAUUUAUAAUUAUUCUUAUAAUUAUUAUGAGUAUAAUUGAAAUAUUCCCUACUGAAACAAAAGAAAUUAUGAAUAAUUUAUUUUUAAAUUGA
Molecule: messenger RNA, 837 nt
Organism: Nematocida parisii ERTm1
Lineage: Eukaryota; Fungi; Microsporidia
Exons: 1
Coding region: 1-837 (278 amino acids)
Source: RefSeq, a predicted model, not a curated record